CAGGUAAAGAAUAGUAGACUUUAACAUAGAGGAAUCGACGGUAGGCCCACCACUGCCUGGACACCCGCAGCGUCCUGCUAUUUCAAUGCUCUACUGCCACUCCCAGUUCGCAUUCGCCCCUUCAACUUUCCUCUCCAUACUCAGGAACUAAUCAUUCAACGUUUAAGGGAAGAAUUGUUUGACUCAAGCUUCUAGAAAGUUUCCUGCAGUCAUUGAUGGGUACAGUUCGUGAUAAAUCAGAUGAUGAAUACUCGGUCAUUGGAGAUAAAGGUGACAUUGGAUUCAUAGAUAUUGAAAAUUGUAAAUCUAUUUGUAGUUACAAUCCUUCUGAGGAGAGUGAAAUAGUCAAUAUAUCUGUUCCAUUUCCUUUAGUUAAAGGAAAACCUCAAUCAGGAUUUGUUGGAGAGACACUAUUUGACUCGAUUACUAUAAGAAACACUACUGGUGAGCCAUUAGAUCUCUGGUCAGUCAGUAUUUAUGACUCUAAACCAGAGAAUUCAUUUACAAUUUCCAUAAUGGAGCCUCCAACAGUCAAAUCCGAUGUGGAAUACAUCCAAGAUUUCAUGGAAUCAUUCUCCUUGGAAGACAGAGUGCUGAGAACAGAUCAGGCUCUGACUAUCUGGUUGUCAUGCAAACCUAAGGAAAUAGGUCUGCACUCAGCCGCUGUGCACUUCAGUGUUGGGGAUGAGACAAUAGAAAGGCUGGUGUUUGUGCUGGCAGAAGAUAAAAUCUCCCAGUCUCUAUCAUCUUCAAAACCAUACCGAAGAUCUAGGAAAAAGAAACAAGAUGUGGUGAAUGCUCAUGCUGCAGAUGCUGCAUAUGUUGUGGGACGCCGUCCUUCCAGAGGUUCAAAUCGUGGGUUUAAAUACCAUCUACCUGACUAUCCUAUUCCAGCGCAAAUCCGGGAUAUCGUAAUUAACCAGCAGAUCCCCGAUGUAGUCCAUGAGGGUUUAACAGAGACAAAUUAUGGUCCAUUCUUCAAAUCUUUACUAGCUAUGGAAGAGAUAAAGUUAGAGGAAGACAUGCGGGCUUAUGACAUGGAGUGCAUCACUAUGAAGAGGAAAAGGAACCAGUUCUUGUCUCUUGAGGUCCCUGGACUAGCUGAGAAAAGGCCUUCACUUGUUAACGGGGACUAUAUAUUUGUGAAGCUUGCUACCGAGGACGAAAGUUCAAAUGUUGCAUAUCAGGGUUACAUUCACCGAGUAGAGGCUGAAGAAAUAUACUUGAAGUUUGACGCAAAAUUUCAUAAUAGUCACAGAGAUAGUGACCUUUAUAAUGUACAAUUCACCUAUAAUCGAACAGGUAUGCGCCGGUUGUAUCAGGCUGUUGAAGCUGCUGAAUGUUUGGACAGGAACUUUCUUUUUCCAUCUUUGUCGUCCAAAAUGAGGCUAGCGCAACACAAACCAAUGGUGCCGAUGUCUUGCAACCUCAAUGAGGAGCAAAUGAGUGCCGUUGAGAUGAUCCUUGCCUGCAAAGGAGGAUUUCCAUAUCUAAUUCAUGGGCCCCCAGGUACAGGCAAAACAAUGACUCUUAUCGAAGCUAUCCUGCAGAUUUACAAUAACAAAAGAUAUGCUCGGAUUCUAGUCUGUGCACCUUCAAAUAGUGCAGCUGAUCAUAUAUUGGAAAGACUCCUCGGUGAUAAAUCAGCAAAGCUUCACAAGAAUGAGAUCUUUAGGCUUAACGCCUACACACGUCCUUUUGAAGAUGUCAACCCCAGUUACAUUGAGUUUUGCUGUGUUGAAGAUUCCAUUUUCCAGUGUCCUUCACGUUCGGACCUGGUGCAGUAUAGGAUCAUUAUAUCAACAUAUACAAGCGCCUCGCUUCUCUAUGCAGAAGGCAUCAGGAGAGGGCAUUUCUCAUACUUUUUCUUGGAUGAGGCAGGCCAAGCUUCGGAGCCAGAGACAAUGGUUCCAUUAUCCCACCUUUACUCGAAGGAUACAGUUGUUGUUCUUGCUGGGGAUCCUAUGCAGCUAGGCCCUGUAGUAUUUUCUAGAGAUGCUGAAAGCUUUGGACUCGGAACCUCGUAUUUGGAGAGACUCUUUGACUGUGAACUGUAUAGCAGUGGAAAUGAGAAUUAUAUGACGAAACUUGUUAGGAAUUACCGGACCCAUGAGGCAAUUCUACGCCUUCCUUCAGAAUUGUUUUAUGAUGGGGAAUUGAUCCCAUGCAAAGAGGAAAAUAAAAGUUUUUCCAGUUCCUGGGAAGACCUCCUCCCAGAUAAAGAGUUUCCAUUGCUUUUUAUAGGCAUUCAAGGUUGUGAUGAAAGGGAAGGAAGUAAUCCUUCGUGGUUCAAUAGAAUUGAGGCUAGCAAGGUAGUUGAGAUAAUUAGACUUCUAAUAGAGGAAAAGGGGUUGAAAGAGGAUGAUAUUGGGGUUAUAACACCUUACAGGCAACAAGUUUGCAAAAUAAGAGGUGCACUAGAAAACAUUGGUAAGCCCAACAUCAAAGUUGGAAGUGUCGAACAGUUCCAGGGCCAAGAGAGGCAGGUAAUUAUUAUAUCUACUGUCCGUUCGACUGUAAAACAUAAUGAAUUUGACAGGGUUCACUAUUUGGGAUUUUUGAGCAACCCAAGGAGGUUCAAUGUUGCUAUUACCCGAGCCAGAUCUUUGCUCGUAGUUAUUGGAAAUCCGCACAUCCUCUGCAAGGACUCAAACUGGAACAAUCUCUUAUGGUAUUGUGUGGAAAAUGGCUCCUAUAAAGGUUGCUUCCUCCCAGAAAGGGAGGUUUUCGGUUUGGAAGGACCUGCAGGGACUGAACACACAGACGCACCAUACUUGGGCUAUGAGGUGGAAAAUGCUUGUCAGCCAUCAAAUGGAAAAUGGGAUGAGGAAGGGGACAACUGGCGGCCUUCUGAAACACAAUGGGGUGAAGAGGCGGAUGAUUGGAAGCCUUCUGAAGAUCAAUGGGGUGACGAAGGUAACUGGAAACCGUCUGAAGGUCAGUGGGUUCAGGAAGAUCAUCAGAGUCAGCCAUCUGGCAUUCCUCAAGCUGAAGCAGAAGACCAUUUUGUGCCAUCUGAUGUGCCAUGGGUGUGAAUUUAAUUGAGAAGAGACCGCAGGAACUGUUAGUGAUGAAGCUGAAAGUCAGAUGGUUGCAGAUAACUUGUUCCCCAGUGCAGAUUUUACAGAAAGUUGGUUGAUUUCUCUGUGUAUAUAUAUAUAUAAAUUUUUGUUUUAUGGUCAUGAAAACCAAUGCAUCUUUGCUCUUCUUAU
This is a messenger RNA of Sesamum indicum (sesame), 3212 nucleotides long. RefSeq names its product P-loop containing nucleoside triphosphate hydrolases superfamily protein (gene SDE3). Gene Ontology annotation, molecular function: 5'-3' RNA helicase activity; RNA binding. The record is from RefSeq and is a predicted model, not a curated record. Lineage: Eukaryota; Viridiplantae; Streptophyta; Magnoliopsida; Lamiales; Pedaliaceae.